UUCGCACUUCGCGUUUGUCACUUUGUGUUUUUUUAUUUCAGUUAAAGUUUAGACUGUAAACUGGUUUUGUGAUAAAAUAUAAUUAUAGUUGUGAAAAAGUGUAUUAAACAUAUUUACCAUUGACUGUGUGUGAAGAUAAUAUUUUUACGAGACACUCCAACCACCCGCUGUCCUAGCAGACAAAGCACAAGAAUGCGCCGUUCAUGAUGAAACUCUAUCCCAACGGGCACUCGGCUCUCAAUGGCUACUUUAUGAUGUACCUGGCGAAAUGGAAACGAGUCGCGGUACUGUUGCUGAUCAUAUGGAUCGCUGUCACAUACCUGGUGAUAUCGCCGCUGAGAUGCGACGGGACUACAGAAGAUUCGGCCGACUUUCAGGAGAGAUUGAAAGCUGUCUCCAUGCAACUGGAGUCCCUGAAGCAGCAACACAGCAACCUCAUUUCACAGAUAAAAAAGUCCUCAGGAUUUAACGUAAACCUUAACGACCUAGAAACGUCCGCCCUUCUUCACAAUGGUGGUGGCGCAUCCGAAGAGUAUGAGAAUCUCAGACGAAGAAUAUACUCCAAUACUAAAGAGAUAUGGUACUUCGUCAACCACGAGCUGACAAAGAUCAAGGGGGAGGAUGUACAGACUGAGAAGGUACAGGCGAUUUUGGACCAAGUUGCUGAUAGGAAGAGAUCAUUAUUAUCGGACCAGCAGAAGCUAAUAGAGAUCGACGGAUACCACGAAUGGCGCCGGACAGAAGCUUCCAACCUUAGUGAUCUCACACAGAGGCGGCUCAAAGCAUUACAAAACCCUUCCGACUGCAGGGAUGCUAGGAAGGUCAUCUGCAAUUUGAAUAAGGGCUGCGGUUUCGGCUGCCAACUCCACCACAUAGUCUAUUGCCUUAUAUUCGCGUACGCAACGGAAAGAACCCUAAUCCUCAACUCAAAAGGCUGGAGGUACAACAAUAAAGGGUGGGAAUAUGUUUUCCACCCCAUCUCUGACAGCUGCACCACUUCAUACGACGACAAGGUGGUCCAAUGGCCAGCCUCGUAUGAUGCGAAGGUGGUAUCACUGCCUUUCAUCGAUUCCAUCACGCAGAAGCCCAAGUUCCUACCCCUGGCAAUACCUUCGGAUUUGGCACAUAGGAUAGUCCGAUUCAACGGCGACCCGUCGUCUUGGUGGAUCGGUCAGAUGCUGAAGUACAUUCUGAAGCCGCGAGCGGCCAUGCAGAAGGCCAUCAACGAUACCAUAGCCAAGAUGAACUUCAAGACGCCUAUAGUCGGUGUACACAUAAGACGGACGGACAAAGUUGGCACCGAGGCAGCCUUCCAUCACAUAGAUGAGUAUAUGUUACACGUCAAAGAUUACUACGCCACCUUAGAGCUAACGCAGUACGUCGAUAAGCGAAGAGUUUACUUGGCAACGGACGAUUCUAAUGUACUAGAAGACGCUAGAAAGAAGUACCCGGACUAUGAGUUUUUGGGUGACUCCUCCAUAGCGAAGACUGCGGCAACCCAUCGAAGAUAUACCCCGUUAUCCCUAACCGGCUUGCUAGUUGAUUUGCACAUGUUGGCGAUGUGCGACUACCUUGUUUGCACUUUCAGUAGCCAGGUUGGACGCGUGGCGUACGAAAUGAUGCAGACGAACCGCGUUGACGCGUCGGACAGCUUCUAUUCGCUAGACGAUAUCUACUACUUUGGCGGACAGAACGCGCACGACCGACGCGCCGUCAUGCCUCACAAUGCGGCAGUUUCUCAGGAGAUAUCGUUCCAGGUCGGUGACUUAAUCGGCGUCGCUGGCAACCAUUGGAACGGCUUCGGCCGCGGAACAAAUAAGCGAACCAAUUUGAACGGCCUAAUCCCCUGGUACAAGACGGCCGAUCACCUGGUGCUUUACCCCUUCCCUGAGUACAAACACGUACCGCAGUAUCCGGAUACGCGACAAAAGGACUUAUAGACGAUUCUAGUAACAAUUAUACAUUCAUUGCCCGCUGUAUAGGCCGCGUUCAAAUUAUACGUCGGUAUAAAAAAUAUGAUUAUCCUUAAACCGGCCUAAAUUCUUCUCAUUCUAAGAAGAGACUUCAAAACCAUCAGAAAUCGGUGAUGGGUCAAUAAUAAUAACACAUAUACUCUUUGGUCGCGUUCAAAAUAUACAUCGUUGUAACACAAUACUCGUUUGAUACGUUCAAAUUAUUUAUCGGUAUAACUUAUGAUACUCAUUUAUUCCGUUUAAAAUAAUACAGCAUACAAACAUAUAAAUAUUUUGGCUCGUUCAAAUUAUAAGUUUAUAUUAUACUCGUUUUUCGCGUUUAAAAUUAUACAUUGGUAUACAAUUUUAUACUCGUUGCGGUCAAAUUAUACAUCGAUAUACAAUAUACUUGUUGGUCGCGUUAAAAUAAUUCAUCGGUAUACCAUAUUAUACUCGUUUGUAGCGUUGAACUUAUACAUUACUAUACAAUAUUAUACUCUCUUUGUCGCAGUCAAAUUAUACAACGGUAUAUAAUAUACUCGUUGGUCGCGUUCAAAUUAUACAUCGGUAUAGCAUAUUGAAUCGUUUGUCGCGCUCAAAUUUAUACAUCGGUAUUAACUCAUUAUAUCCGUUUGUUGCAUUCAUUUUAUACAUCGGUAAAACAUGAUGAUGAUAGCAAAAUUAAAAAAAAUAAAGCACUGAUACUUUUUUAUGUUAUUUAUUAUUACCC
This is a messenger RNA of Pararge aegeria (speckled wood butterfly), 2682 nucleotides long. It is a transcript of the gene FucT6, whose product is annotated as alpha-(1,6)-fucosyltransferase. Gene Ontology annotation, molecular function: alpha-(1->6)-fucosyltransferase activity; protein binding. The transcript is spliced from 13 exons. Lineage: Eukaryota; Metazoa; Arthropoda; Insecta; Lepidoptera; Nymphalidae. Gene Ontology annotation, biological process: protein N-linked glycosylation. The coding region runs from base 204 to 1940 and encodes 578 amino acids. The record is from RefSeq and is a predicted model, not a curated record.